Messenger RNA from Anolis carolinensis (green anole), 4143 nucleotides. RefSeq names its product RAB11B, member RAS oncogene family (gene rab11b). Bases 169 to 825 code for a protein of 218 amino acids. Gene Ontology annotation, molecular function: GTP binding; GTPase activity. Gene Ontology annotation, biological process: regulated exocytosis; constitutive secretory pathway. NCBI's taxonomy places the organism in Eukaryota, Metazoa, Chordata, Lepidosauria, Squamata, Anolidae. The record is from RefSeq and is a predicted model, not a curated record. The transcript is spliced from 5 exons. Gene Ontology annotation, cellular component: recycling endosome; Golgi apparatus.
AGUGCGCAUGCUCCGUCCUGCUGGCAGCGGGCCCCGCCCUCCGCCUGCUUCGGAGCCUGUCAGAGGGAUCGGCCCGCUUCGGCCAGGCCUCGCCGGGCCUGCUUCGCCUCCUCGCCCGCCGCCGACGCCGUUUGGGACCGGAGACAGCGAGGAAGCGCCGGCGCCGCCAUGGGGACCCGCGACGACGAGUACGACUACCUCUUCAAAGUGGUGCUGAUUGGGGACUCUGGGGUGGGGAAGAGCAACCUCUUGUCCCGCUUCACCCGCAACGAGUUCAACCUGGAGAGCAAGAGCACCAUCGGGGUGGAGUUUGCCACCCGUAGCAUCCAGGUCGACGGCAAGACCAUCAAGGCCCAGAUCUGGGACACCGCCGGGCAGGAGCGCUACCGCGCCAUCACCUCCGCGUACUACCGUGGGGCGGUGGGUGCGCUGCUGGUGUACGACAUUGCCAAGCACCUGACCUACGAGAACGUGGAGCGCUGGCUGAAGGAGCUGCGCGACCACGCCGACAACAACAUUGUCAUCAUGCUGGUGGGCAACAAGAGCGACCUGCGCCACCUCCGCGCCGUGCCCACCGACGAGGCCCGCGCCUUCGCAGAAAAAAACAACCUGUCCUUCAUUGAGACCUCGGCCCUGGACUCCACAAACGUCGAGGAGGCCUUCAAGAACAUCCUGACGGAGAUCUACCGCAUUGUGUCUCAGAAGCAGAUUGCGGACCGGUCGGCCCACGACGAGUCUCCCGGCAACAACGUGGUGGACAUCAGCGUCCCGCCCACCACUGACGGACAGAAAGCCAACAAACUCCAGUGCUGCCAGAACCUGUGACCUUCCCCACGCAAGCCUGCACUUCCUGGGCCCACUUCCUCCCUCCUUCCUGGGGACUUCCUCCCCGUUUCCUCCAUGUUCCCUUUGGGUGGAAUCUCUCUCUUUGUUCCCACCGUUCUAUUAUUAUUAUUAUUAUUAUUAUUAUUAUUAUUAUUAAUUAUCUAAUUAUCUAUCUCUCUAUUUAAAUCAUUGAUACUACCAUCUAUAUCAUCUAUAUAAUAUAAUAUUAUAUAUUAUAUAAUAUAUAAUAUUAUCUGUCUGCAAUCUAUCGCUCUCUCCUAUCUAUGUCAUCUAUAUAAUAUUAUAUAUUAUAUUAAAUAUAAUAUAUAAUAUUAAAUAUUAUAUAUAAUAUUCUCUGUCUGCAAAUUAUCACUCUCACCUAUCUAUGUCAUCUAUAUAAUAUACAAUAUUAUAUAUUCUAUAUAAUAUACAAUAUUAUAUAUUAUAUAUAAUAUUCUCUGUCUCUGCAAUCUAUCGCUCUCACCUAUCUAUGUCAUCUAUAUAAUAUAUAAUAAUAAAUAUUAUAUAUAAUACUCUCUCUGCAAUCUAUCGCUCUCGCCUAUCUAUGUCAUCUAUAUAAUAUAUAAUAUUAAAUAUUAUAUAUAAUCUCUCUGCAAUCUAUCGCUCUCGCUUAUCUAUUUCAUCUAUAUAAUAUAUAAUAUUAAAUAUUAUAUAUAUACUCUUUCUCUGCAAUCUAUCGCUCUCGCCUAUCUAUGUCAUCUAUAUAAUAUACAAUAUUAUAUAUUAUAUAUAAUAUUCUCUCUGCAAUCUAUUGCUCUCACCUAUCUAUGUCAUCUAUAUAAUAUACAAUAUUAUAUAUUAUAUAUAAUAUUCUCUCUGCAAUCUAUCGCUCUCGCCUAUCUAUGUCAUCUAUAUAACCUAAUAUUAAAUAUUAUAUGUAAUAUUAUAUAUAAUAUUCUCUGUCUCUGCAAUCUAUCGCUCUCGCCUAUGUCAUCUAUAUAAUAUUAUAUAAUAUAUAAUAUAUAAUAUAAUUCUGUCUCUCCCUCUGUGUGUGCAAUCUAUUGCUCUUGCCUAUGUCAUCUAUAUAAUACAUAAUAUUAAAUAUUAUAUAUAAUCUCUCUCUCUGCAAUCUAUCGCUCUCGCCUAUCUAUGUUAUCUAUAUAAUAUAUAAUAUUAAAUAUUAUAUAUAAUAUUCUCUCUCUGCAAUCUGUCACUCUCGCCCAUCUAUGUCAUCUAUAUAAUAUAUAAUAUUAAAUAUUAUAUAUAAUCUCUCUCUGCAAUCUAUCGCUCUCGCCUAUCUAUGUCAUCUAUAUAAUAUAUAAUAAUAAAUAUUAUAUAUAAUACUCUCUCUUUGCAAUCUAUCGCUCUCGCCUAUCUAUGUCAUCUAUAUAAUAUAUAAUAUUAAAUAUUAUAUGUAAUAUUCUCUCUCUGCAAUCUAUCGCUCUCGCUUAUCUAUUUCAUCUAUAUAAUAUAUAAUAAAUAUUAUAUAUAUUCUCUUUCUCUGCAGUCUAUCGCUCUUGCCUAUCUAUGUCAUCUAUAUAAUAUAAUAUAUAAUAUUUUAUAUUAUAUAAUAUAUUAUUCUCUGUCUCUGCAAUCUAUCACUCUUGCCUAUCUAUGUCAUCUAUAUAAUAUUAUAUAUUAUAUAUCAUAUUAUAUAAUAUUAUUCUCUGCCUCUCCCUCUGUCCGUCUCUACAAUCUAUCGCUCUCGCCUACCUAUGUCAUAUAUAUAAUAUAAUAUUAUAUAAUAUAUAUGUAUGUAUGUAUGUAUAAUAUAUAUGUAUUAUAUUAUAUAUAAUAUUCUCUGUCUCUGCAAUCCAUCGCUCUAGCCUAUCUAUGUCAUCUAUAUAAUACUAUAUAUUAUAUACCAUAUUAUAUAUUAUAUCAUAUUAUUUUCUGCCUCUCCCUCUGUCUGUCUCUACAAUCUAUCGCUCUUGCCUACCUAUGUCAUAUAUAUAAUACAAUAUAAUAUAAAUAUUAUAUAUAUAUGUAUGUAUAACAUAUAUGUAUAUAAUUAUAUUAUAUAUUAUAUUAUUCUGUCAGCAAUGUAUCGCUCCUGCCUACCUAUGUCAUCUAUAUAAUAUAAUAUAUUAUAUAUAUAUCUAUAAUAUAUAUGUAUAAUAUUGUAUUAUAUAUUAUAUAAUAUAUAAUAUUAUUCUCUGUCUCUGCAAUCCAUUGCUGUUGCCUAUCUAUGUCAUCUAUAUAAUAUAAUAUUAUAUAUAUAUAUAUAUAUAUAUAUGUAUAAUAUUAUAUUAUAUAUUAUAUAAUAUAUAAUAUUAUUCUCUGUCUCUGCAAUUCAUCGCUCUAGCCUAUGUCAUCUAUAUAAUAUAAUAUAAUAUUAUAUAUAUAUAUAUAUAUAUAUAUUAUAUAAUAUAUAAUAUUAUUCUGUCUCUGCAAUCCAUUGCUCUCGCCUAUCUGUGUCAUCUAUAUAAUAUAAUAUAUAUUAUAUAUCAUAUUAUAUAUUAUAUAAUAUUCUCUGCCUCUCCCUCUGUCCGUCUCUGCAAUCUAUUGCUCCCGCCUACCUAUGUCAUAUAUAUAAUAUAAUAUAAUAUAUAUAUGUAUGUAUAAUAUAUAUGUAUAAUAUUAUAUUAUAUAUUAUAUUAUAUAUUAUAUUAUUCUGUCAGCAAUGUAUCGCUCUCGCCUACCUAUGCCAUCUAUAUAAUAUAAUAUUAUAUAUAUAUAAUAUUAUAUAAUAUUGUUCUCCGUCUCUCCCUCUGUGUGUCUAUGCAAUCUAUUGCUCUCACCUACCUACCUAUAUUUAAUGUAUACAUCUCUCUCUUGUCUUUCUAAUCUAUCGAUAAUCUCCUUUUUUCCCUUCCUCUUUCUCUUUGUUUUGGGAACAGUGGCUCCUCGUCCCUCUCUUGAUCCUAUUAAUCCUAUUGAUCCUUCCUUCUUUCCUUCCUAACCCAGUCCCUGCAUGUGGUUCUGCCCCAUAUUUUCCCCCCAAAGACCCCCAUGCUCUGUACAUAGCCUUGCACUGGUCUCGAGCUUCGUUUUGGACGGAUUCGUUAACUGUAGAAAAAAAAACAAAACCCAGAUGCUCUUCUAACGCCUUGUUUUCUUUCGGUGACACUUUUGAGCGUAACGGUAGCUUUGCUUAGAUGACGAUUAUUAUUAUUAUUAUUAUUAUUAUUAUUAUUAUUAUUAUUAUUAUUAUUAUUUGGACGCCAUCCCGGUUGUGUCCGUGUUUUCUAUCUCCCUCCGCUUUGGUUUUUUUGUCCGGACACGAUUGUCCUUGUAAAUACUCACUUUGGAAUCCGGCGCAUGGUUCUUCUUCUGACGACGAUGUAUUGUGAAUAUAUAUAAAUAUUAUAUAUAUAUAUAAAGAUUGCCAAACUUAAAAAAAAAGAAAGAAAGAAA